Molecule: messenger RNA, 426 nt
Organism: Vicia villosa (hairy vetch)
Lineage: Eukaryota; Viridiplantae; Streptophyta; Magnoliopsida; Fabales; Fabaceae
Exons: 2
Coding region: 1-426 (141 amino acids)
Source: RefSeq, a predicted model, not a curated record
AUGGAUUUCAAAUCUUUUAUUUUUCUUAUACUACUGUCUGGCGUGGUUCUCAUAUCUGUAGUUGUGGCUGAUGAACCAGAUCCUGAUCCACCAAGUGGGAGGAAGAUGAUUUUGGUUCCACUUCAUGAUGAAAACUGCAAGGAAAACAUAGGCGCAGAAUAUGGUGAUAACAUAUUUGGUGAAAUUGGCGACGGUGGCGUUCAAGGAAGAGAUAAUAUAGAUGGUAUAGGGAAAGGUGGACGUGUUAAUGAUGGAAUAGAUCAUGGUGGUGGAAAAAGUGGUAGCGGAGGAGAUUAUGGAGAUGGAACUGGAGUAGGAGAUGGAGAAAGUGUUGGAAGCAGAGAUUACAGUAAUGGAAGAAGUGGAGAAAACGUCAAUACAAGUGGCGGAGGUGGUGGAAGCGAAGGAGGAGGCGGAGGAUAUUAG